AGAAGGUUCUAGAUUCCAACAGCGAAAACCAAAAAGAAUCGUUUUAGGCAAUUCAAUUAGUUCUAAUUGUUCCAUUCAAGUGUUAAGAUUAUUAAUUAAACAAAGAAAUAAAUAUGUGGUAACCCAGCUAGUCGCUACAAGACCUUGAAAUUUUCAAGUGUUUUCAUGUGUUUUUUGGAUUGAUUAGCAAUAAUCUCAAAUAAUAUUUUUAAUUGAAAUAUUAAUUAAUACAUACAUUCAUGUGUACCUGUGUUAAUGAUAAAUCAUAGCCUGUACGUUACUAAUUUGUGUAUUUGAUUUAGUAAAAGUCGAUCGCGAAAAGCAACUUGUAGUUUUAGAUGAACUCUUGGAGGACAUCUCCGUCGAUGAGUUGCAAGAAACACUGCCAGGACAUCAGCCUCGAUAUAUCAUUUAUACAUACAAAAUGAUACAUGAUGACCAAAGAAUUUCAUACCCUAUGUGUUUCAUAUUUUACACGCCGCGCGAUAGUCAGAUUGAACUACAAAUGAUGUAUGCUUGCACCAAAAGUGCCCUCCAGCGCGAGGUCGAUUUGACACGCGUCUACGAAAUACGAGAAUUAGAUGAACUAACCGAGGAGUGGCUCAGGGAAAAACUAAAGUAGAAAAUCAAGAGUUUUAACUACAAAUAUCCAGCUAAGCAAUAUUGUGUAUAAGUUCGUUGGGUACAUAUGUAGCGUCAAUAGAACUAAGGUUUUACCAACGAUUUUACACCAAAUACAUGUGUCUAAAAAUAUAAAUGCAAAAUAUGCAUAAAUCAAGUAUAAAUAAUGAAUAGCAGGGAAAGUACCCCAAAGUAAAAUAUUUUAUUUUUUUUUAUGAAAAGACAAAAUCAAAAUGGUCAAAUAUGUAUUUAAAAUUUCUUCAUGACAUGAAUUACAUAUACAUACAUAUAUUCAUUCCCACAUUUUAAUAUUGUAAUUAAAGUAGAUAAUAGCUUGAGUAGCAUUUGCGUAGUGUUUGUAGUGUAUUACUAAUAUGUAAAAA
Molecule: messenger RNA, 1004 nt
Organism: Rhagoletis pomonella (apple maggot)
Lineage: Eukaryota; Metazoa; Arthropoda; Insecta; Diptera; Tephritidae
Product: glia maturation factor beta-like
Exons: 2
Coding region: 425-622 (65 amino acids)
Biological process (GO): actin filament debranching; negative regulation of Arp2/3 complex-mediated actin nucleation
Cellular component (GO): actin cortical patch
Molecular function (GO): actin binding; Arp2/3 complex binding
Source: RefSeq, a predicted model, not a curated record